Messenger RNA from Callorhinchus milii (elephant shark), 506 nucleotides. RefSeq names its product NADH:ubiquinone oxidoreductase subunit A5 (gene ndufa5). The coding region runs from base 79 to 429 and encodes 116 amino acids. The transcript is spliced from 5 exons. Gene Ontology annotation, biological process: respiratory electron transport chain. The record is from RefSeq and is a predicted model, not a curated record. NCBI's taxonomy places the organism in Eukaryota, Metazoa, Chordata, Chondrichthyes, Chimaeriformes, Callorhinchidae.
UCCUCUCUCUGUGAUUGACCCCCAGGUCUGGCUCUCUGGGCUCGGCUCGCGCUGCCUGGGCACUGCUCUGGGAUCGACAUGGCGGCGAUUCUGAAGAGAACAACCGGCUUGGUUGGGCUUGCGGUCGCCCAGAAUCCUCAUGAGAGACUGAGGAUCCUCUACGCUCGGAUCCUGGGAGCCUUGCAGGAGAUGCCCAAGGAGGCAGGCUACAGAAAGUACACUGAACAGAUUGUCAACGAUAGAUUGAACCUGGUGCAGUCGGAGAAAGAUGUGGAAAAGCUAGAGGGAAAACUCAACUGUGGGCAGAUUGAAGAAGUCAUUUUCCAGGCUGAGAGUGAAUUGAACCUGGCCCGGAAAAUGGCUCAGUGGAAACCCUGGGAACCCUUAAUAGAAGAACCCCCGGAAAAUCAGUGGAAAUGGCCAGUUUAAACAACGGCUCCUUCAACGCACAACCAGCCUGAAGCUGCCCGAAUUUCACCAUUAAAAUGAAUCUCUGCAACGGUCAA